AUGAUAUUCAACUUAGAAAAGGAAACGCCGCGUAUGCCUUGGUUGCCUUACGAUAAUUACCAUUUAGGCGAAUCAAUAUGUCCGACGUGUUAUUUCGAAAGAAAUUCCGACGAGAUAAGGUUAGAAGCGAUCAAACUUCAAAUACUUUCAAAGCUCGGAUUGAAAGAAAAACCUACGAUAACACUUCCGGUUCCGAGAGAUAUACUAAUUGAAACACUUUCCCGCGCCGGAGAUUAUCCGAUGAACGGUAAUUUUUUCGGCGAGCAAGAAUAUGACGAAACGAUUAAUAAUAAAAAAGAAAAGGAACCGGAAAUAGAUGAAGGUCUUUUGGAAAGCGAACCGGAUGAUUUCUAUGGGAGAACGAGUGAAAUAAUCACAUUUGCCGAACCGGGUAAAAAUUAA
This is a messenger RNA of Pediculus humanus corporis (human body louse), 402 nucleotides long. Its product is annotated as inhibin beta, inhb, putative. The record is from RefSeq and is a predicted model, not a curated record. The coding region runs from base 1 to 402 and encodes 133 amino acids. The transcript is spliced from 2 exons. Lineage: Eukaryota; Metazoa; Arthropoda; Insecta; Psocodea; Pediculidae.